AUGAAAUUCCAUCUCCUACUUCUCCUUCUGUUCCCCCAAAUCUGCGAAGCCAUCGACAAACUUUCCGAAGUGGAAGCUUUGGUAGUUCUAACCGACCUCAAACUUCUCAAAUUCCCAUUCAAAUAUAAAUCGUGCUACAACAAUGUGCCCAAAAUGUUGGACGAGAAGGAGUUCAGCGACUUGAGAGCACUUGCACUACCGUACGCAAUUGAGAUGCACAAUCCCGACGCUGCGAAAUAUGCCGAGUUACACAAACUCAUCGCCAACAAAAAUCGCACGCAACACGUGGAAAUCGACAAAGAUCUAUCAGAAUCUGCGAGAGAAGGUGUUGACCGUAUUGAAAUCAAUGGCUUCAAUUUUGUGGUUCAUUUUAAAAACACUGGAAGGGGAACCUUGGUAUACGGGGUAAAUUAUGAGAAUGGAAAGUUCUAUUUGAUUUCGGAAGAGCGUUUCGAUUGUCCACAAUAA
Caenorhabditis angaria is the source of this 468-nucleotide messenger RNA. NCBI's taxonomy places the organism in Eukaryota, Metazoa, Nematoda, Chromadorea, Rhabditida, Rhabditidae. The record is from the annotation of a GenBank genome assembly.